ACGAGUAAGAUGGCGGCGGAUUCAUUUAGGGACGAACAAAUUACACCAACAAAAGUUAUUGUCGUUGGAGGUGGUUUGGUGGGAUCAUUAUGCGCCAUUUUUCUCGCUAAACGAGGAUUUCACGUUGACCUGUAUGAAGCUCGCCAAGAUCCUCGACUGGUGGAGUUUGUUGGUGGUCGUAGUACAAAUCUUGCUCUGUCCACAAGAGGGGCUGAGGCUUUAAGAGCAGUUGGGGCACUGGAGUCAAUUUCACCUCUGGGUGUGGACAUAUACGGCCGAAAAAUUCAUCCCCAAUCAGGAGACAUAACAACUCUCUUCUUUGAACAUGGAGAACAUCAUCCUAUGAUGGCGAUGGAAAGAAGGAAAGUUAAUGAAAAACUUCUUUCUGUUGCCGAGACCUUCCCUAAUGUGCACUUACAUUUUAAACACAAGUUGGUGUCUGCAAACUUGGAGGAGGGUCAUCUGGUACUUUCAUGCCCAGAAGGUACGACUGUGGAGGUAGAUGCACAGCUCGUCAUCGGAGCUGAUGGAGCUCAUUCAACCCUAAGAAGCGAAAUGAUGAAGAAGCCAAGGUUUGACUUUAGCCAAGAAUACAUUUCACAUGGUUACAAAGAAUUCCAACUUCUGCCAAACAAGAAUGGAGAAUAUGCUAUUGUAGAAGAUUAUCUCCACGUUUGGCCACGAGAUGGGUUCAUGUUAAUUGCUAUUCCUAACAAGGAUCCAUCUUUUACUUGUACUCUUUUUAUGCCAUUUGAAAAUUUUGACUCUUUGAAGACAAAGGAGGAUGUUCUGAGUUUCUUCAAUUCUGUUUUUCCUGACUUUGUACAACUGAUGGGAGAGGAAAGAAUUUUGGAAGAUUUCUUUAAAAAUCCUGUGUGGCAUACGGUUUCAAUAAAGUGUAAACCUUACCACUUCUCAGAUAAGGUGCUCAUUAUUGGUGAUGCAGCUCAUGCCAUGGUGCCAUUCUUUGGACAAGGAAUGAACUCUGGGUUUGAAGAUUGCCUCAUUUUAGACAGACUUUUGGUCAAGCACGGCAAUAACUUUGGAGCUGUCUUGGAGGAAUAUUCUAAAGUUAGAAACAAAGAUGCAGAGGCUAUUUGUGACAUGUCUAUGGAUAAUUAUUUAGAGUUGAGAUCAUUGGUCAAUUCUUUUUGGUUCCUUCUGGAGAGAAAAGUGAUGUAUGCCUUAAACCGGUUGAUGCCCAAAACUUUCAUUCCGCUUCAUACUAUGGUAACGUACACACACAUACCUUAUCGCGAAGUGGUUAAAAGAAAUCAGUGGCAAGAAAAGAUGGUGCGCCUUCUUCUUAUGACGGGCUCAAUAACAGGGUUAGCUGGACUUAUGGUGAUUUUAAAGACUUGGAGAUUUCGAAUAAGCUGAAAAGAAAAGAAAGCAUUACAGUGCAUCCGUUGAAACCGGGGUAGCCCGGACAAAAUAACGUUUUAAGAACCUUCUGUGACCCGUGACAGAACUUGUGGAGGCUUUUAUGCAUUGUGGCUUUUCUUUGUGCAAGUAUCUAGGGCAAAUGAAACACACUUAUUUUAACACGAAGAGUAGAGAUCCACAACCCAUAUCUUUAUGAAUUGAGUAUUUUAUUAUUUUUUUUCUUGUAAGUUCUUGUAGUCUACGUGAUGUCUUGGGAUGCGAGACACACGUAACCCUUUACAACCCAACAUCAUGCAUGCAUAUUCUCUACAGCGUUCUUUAUGCAUUUCCUAAGGUGCUGACAAAGAGAAUUUUUUACCAAUCAAUAGCUUCUUUGGUUUGUUAUCAUUUCCUUUAUUGUUGUGACGUUGAUGUGUGAUUCAGGGGUGAUAUUAUAACAAGAAAUUAGUAUAGUAAAAAUUUUAUAUAUAUUUAAUAGGGACUGUCAAUUGAUGACAAGUUAGGGUUAAUGUUGAGUUAGGGGAGGGGUAGGUGGGCAGUUGCCCAUAUACUGAUAUUGAUCCUUUAAUAGAAUCAAGGAGAAUUUUCAGGACUCGUCGAGAUUUAGAUAUAAAGAGGUUUUAAAUUCAAAGUAUGAAACGCGAAGAAAUAAAAAGAAUAUUUUGUU
Molecule: messenger RNA, 2053 nt
Organism: Pocillopora verrucosa
Lineage: Eukaryota; Metazoa; Cnidaria; Anthozoa; Scleractinia; Pocilloporidae
Product: kynurenine 3-monooxygenase
Biological process (GO): L-tryptophan catabolic process; quinolinate biosynthetic process
Cellular component (GO): mitochondrial outer membrane
Molecular function (GO): kynurenine 3-monooxygenase activity; FAD binding
Source: RefSeq, a predicted model, not a curated record